Messenger RNA from Aspergillus caelatus, 1495 nucleotides. Its product is annotated as eukaryotic translation initiation factor 4E. The coding region runs from base 310 to 1053 and encodes 247 amino acids. NCBI's taxonomy places the organism in Eukaryota, Fungi, Ascomycota, Eurotiomycetes, Eurotiales, Aspergillaceae. Gene Ontology annotation, molecular function: translation initiation factor activity; RNA 7-methylguanosine cap binding. The record is from RefSeq and is a predicted model, not a curated record. The transcript has 3 exons. Gene Ontology annotation, cellular component: cytoplasm; eukaryotic translation initiation factor 4F complex. Gene Ontology annotation, biological process: translational initiation.
CAUAUCGUCCCUUCCACAGGUUCACCUACGUCCCUUUUAAAAGACGAUAGACACCGUGGUUCUGCCCGGAGCAGACGAUUAAAGUUAUAGGACCGCCGCGCACGAGUCGCUUCGAUACUGCCCCAGUUUAUCCGGGUUGCUCUUUCCUGUCGGCUUUUCCCACCUUAAACACAAAAUUUGCCUUCACCCACCGAGACUUUUUCCUCACCCCUCCGACAACGUUCUCGGCAUUCUAAUCACCGCAACGUCACUCAUAUAAUUUUCGCUUGGCUUUAUAUUCUCUCUAAUAUCGAUUAUUUCACAUCCACCAUGGCCGCUGUCGCUGAAAACGGUCCCGUACCGGUGAACGACGAGAACACCGCGCCCGGCGUUGCCGCCCCCGAGCAGAAAGAGGAGACCGAGAAGACAAAUGGCGACAACAUCACAGUGUUCCAUGAUCCCGAGAACUUCAACGUGAAGCACCCUCUUAUGCACGAGUGGACCCUGUGGUUCACCAAGCCUCCUAGCGGCAAGGGCGAUAACUGGAACGACCUUUUGAAGGAAGUUGUCACAUUCAACUCGGUUGAGGAAUUCUGGGGAAUUUACAACAACAUCACACCGACCUCUGAGUUGGGCCUCAAAGCAGACUACCACCUUUUCAAGAAGGGUAUCCGGCCUGAGUGGGAAGAUCCUCAGAACAAGCACGGCGGCAAGUGGUCGUAUUCGUUCAAAGACAAGCGUUCCGUACCGAUCGACGACCUGUGGCUGCACGCCCAACUGGCAGCCAUUGGUGAGACUCUCGAGAACGAUGGAGAUAGUGAGGUUAUGGGAGUCGUUGUGAAUGUGCGUAAGGGUUUCUACCGUGUCGGUUUGUGGACACGGACUGUGGGCAAGAGUAUUCCGGGAGACAAGAAUGCCCGCACACCUGCCCAGGGCAAGGAUGUCCUCGAAUCCAUCGGCCGCCGGUUUAAGGAAGUCCUGCGUCUGAACGAGGCAGACGUUGUGGAGUUCUCUGGACACACAGACAGUGCACACAGUGGUAGCACGAGGGCGAAGGCCAAGUACACUGUUUGAAGCGUUUACGACAUCGGGGCGCUUCUCAUUUACGAUCUAUCCCACAUGAAUGCCGCUUCUCUUGUUACGAGACGAUGGAAGAAUCUAUGAUCAUGGCCAAUAACGACGGGUUAUCAUGAAGGAAAGGAUACUGGCUGGGGCCCCGCUCUCGCUUAGGACUCUACAGUGAUGAUGAUCGUAGACGUCGACGGCAUGUAUCUGCUCCGUACGUAUGACGAGGUUUAUACCAUUUGCUAUUCGACUACUGUCUUCUUCAUUUUCUUAUGGCUGGACAAGGGGAAUCUCUGAUAGGAAAACAGAAAAAAAAGUGUUUCAAACUGCUUCUUCAUACUCUAUGCCUGCUCUCUUGAUUAUGCUUUUUUGUUCCUUAGUCCGUCUUGAUGCGAGUCUUCUCUAUAGAUACCGUGCAUUAGCAAUGGAAAAUAUACCUUUUUACUUAAAA